This is a messenger RNA of Cladophialophora immunda, 861 nucleotides long. RefSeq lists its product as uncharacterized. The coding region runs from base 1 to 861 and encodes 286 amino acids. The transcript has a single exon. Lineage: Eukaryota; Fungi; Ascomycota; Eurotiomycetes; Chaetothyriales; Herpotrichiellaceae. The record is from RefSeq and is a predicted model, not a curated record.
AUGCCCAAGUCACGAAGACCCAAGAUCUCUUUACCGGGGUGCUCAGUCCCUGUGGAAUACGUCUUCGCUGACGCGGCGCUUUUCACACAGAAAUGGUGGUCGAAUGUUGUCAAACUGGAUGCUUUCUGGACGGACCUCGGCAAGCACCUUUCUCAAUCAAUCAUUAGGAAAAGAAUCAUGAUCGAUAUCAAAACAGAGACGGAGGGGCAGAGCCAUUCACAACAGAAGCGGGGCCAGAUGACAAGCUCACAUCGUGACCAGUCCGCAUCUGUUACAGCUAGUAGCCCUGAAGUGGGCGGGAACAGAGCGGAAGAUAAGCUGGACGUUCAGGAAGAGCUGGCGAGAGAAGUCGAAGAGCUCUGGGAAAUGGCUGCCGAGGCUGGAGAUACCUUGACAGGCGAGGGCAAACGGUCUCGCAAAUCGACUGCCAAUCGCUGGGUCGAGAAGGUUGAGUGCGUCAGGUGUGGGCAGUCUUUUCCAUGGUCCGAGUUGGAUUUCGACGCCUCCAGCAACCCAAUUUGCACCAAAUGCAUAGAUGCCGUCCAAGCAGAGACGAAUGUCACCGCCAAGGUCCCCAAGGCACGAGGCGAGUCGCAAAAGGCCACUCGCAACAGCCAAUCUGCGAGGCCAGCAACGAACGUAAUCAGGGUCGCGGAUGACGUGGAGCCGGUUGAGAUACAAGCUAGGGGGAUGAACACCAUUCCGAGGCCAAGUCACAAAAGAAACCGUGAGGACAGUGGCCAGGUGGUGACGAUCCAGGGCCGCGAAUUUCUCGUGUACGUGGAUCAGGAUGGCAAGGCUCAGUUGGUGAAGCUCGAAGAGCAGUCGAGCAAGCGCGUCAAGGCGUUGGGAGAGAGGUAA